Molecule: messenger RNA, 774 nt
Organism: Trichoderma reesei QM6a
Lineage: Eukaryota; Fungi; Ascomycota; Sordariomycetes; Hypocreales; Hypocreaceae
Exons: 1
Coding region: 169-774 (201 amino acids)
Biological process (GO): nucleotide metabolic process
Molecular function (GO): catalytic activity
Source: RefSeq, a predicted model, not a curated record
AGCAGAGCAGCAGCAGAACCAGGAGAGACGAGUUCCUCCCUCUGUCUCGUGUCUCUUGAAGACGAACAUCAUCAUCUCCUCAAACAAUCCGCCGGCGCACCACCCACUACCGAGGCAUCAUCACAUCACCACCAACGAGAGAAACCUCAAGGUCCAGCCUCGCCCAAGAUGCACACCUCGUUCGACCCGUCCCUCCCGCCUCCCACGAUCCGCGAGGAAGACUGCCCGUUCUGCGCCAUCGCCGCCGCGCACCCGCCCUUCGACCCCAUCGACCCUCCGCACCCGUUCCCCUCGCCGCCCUCGGCGCCCACGUCCUACGUCGUCCUGUCCACGCCCGCGCUCAUCGCCUUCCUCGACAUCCUGCCCCUCAGCCACGGCCACCUGCUGCUGUGCACGCGCGCCCACCGGCCCAAGCUGACCGACGUGACGGGGCCCGAGGCGCGCGACCUCGGCGGCUGCAUCCGCCUGCUGUCCGCCGCGCUCGUCCGCGCCACGGGCAUCGCCGACUGGAACGUCGUCCAGAACAACGGCGCCGCCGCCGCCCAGGUCGUCCCACACAUGCACUACCACUUGAUCCCGCGGCCCGAGAUCCGCGCCAGCGGCCGCUACCGCGAGAGCUUCACCAUGUUUGGGAGGGGCCAGCGCGAGGAGCUGGACGAGGACGAGGCGGAGCAGCUUGCCGAGGAGCUGAGGCAGCAGAUUGCCGACAUCCUGAGGGAGGAGCAGGAGGAUGGGGAGAGCUUCUUGAAUAAGCCUCCGAAGCAGAAGCUGUAG